Molecule: messenger RNA, 1962 nt
Organism: Neltuma alba
Lineage: Eukaryota; Viridiplantae; Streptophyta; Magnoliopsida; Fabales; Fabaceae
Product: putative pentatricopeptide repeat-containing protein At1g16830
Exons: 4
Coding region: 331-1962 (543 amino acids)
Molecular function (GO): protein binding
Source: RefSeq, a predicted model, not a curated record
CGCCGCCGCCGUCUCUCUUCCUCUAUCCAUCUUCAUUGUCGUCAGGAGCAGAAUUUAUAUGACUUGGUUUUGAAGAGCCUAGCCUGAGUCACUCUCUGCAUUAUUCCUUUGAGGUAGAAGUUGGGUACCUUGGGCUUCACUCAGAUGAGGGUGACAUUUAAAUUAUGGAGGCAUGCUUGUAAUGGAGCCACCAAGCUUCUCUCAUUGUCGCUUGUGAAUACUCUUUCAUUUGCUAUUAGUUCAAGACCAUUUUUACUUAUCAAACCAUAAUGGUGAAUGUUUAAACUUUCCAUGUCUCCUUGCUCUGAGGAAAGGUGAUCUCCCUUGGAAAUGUUAUGGAGAAACAGAUGGACUUUGUUGACAGUGUCAAACCAAAUUAUCAGACCAUUGCCUUCUGCUUCAUUUCACUAUCAUUCUUGGCCAUUUCCAAGUGGAGUUAGUCAAAAUAAGAAGAUUUCUUGCAACAAUUCUGAUCCAGAAUUUCCUCAGAAAGGCAAGCAACUUCUGAAUGGUCAGAUCAUAUGUUCCACUUUAUCAAGCUGCCCAUCUGAUUUAAUUUCUUUGAGCUUCUUUAUGUGGUGUGCCCAACAACCCAAUUACUUUCAUGAUGUGGCAGCAUUUGAUUGCAUGGUCAGUGUGGUUCGACGCCUCACUGAGCAGCAUAAAACUGUCAAAGGAAUUGUGCUGGAAUUGGAGACUGUUGGAUGUAUUAUGAAGGCAAAAGUUUUUUUGCUUUUAUUGAGGAUUUAUUGGCACGGAGGAAUGUAUGACAUGGUUUUUGAGGUGUAUGAGCAAAUGAUAAGUUGUGGGUUUGCAGCUAACACAUUUGCAAGAAAUGUAGUAAUGGAUGUUUUAUUUAAGAUUGGACAAACUGAUAAAGCAUUGAAGGUUUUAAAAGAUACUCAGGCCCCAAACUUCUUGACCUUUAAUAUUGCACUACUUCAUCUUUCCAAGUCAAAUGAUGUUGAUCUCAUUAGUCAUGUCCUUAAAGUUAUGCUAAGGAUGCAGUAUUAUCCUAAUGCUAGGUCAUUUGAGAUACUUCUCAAUUGUUUUUGCAAGAUGAAUAGGUUUGCUGAAGCAUAUCAAGUUUUGGGUCUCAUGAUCUCUUUCGGGAUUGCUAUGUCCUCAAAAGUUUGGACUAUACUUAUCAACGGAUUUUGUAAACAGCAUAGACUUCUUGUUGCCAGCAAUCUGUUGAAGAAGAUGAUUGAAACUGAUUGUUCUCCUAAUGUUGUGACAUAUACCACUUUGUUCAAGGCAUUUAUGGAAUCCAAAAUGAUUGCUGAUGCUUUUGGGCUUUUAGAUACUAUGGUUUCCAGAGGUCAAAAUCCUGAUAUAAUUCUUUAUAAUGUCUUAAUUGAUUGCCUUUCAAAGGCGGGAAUGUACCAAGAUGCUAUUGAUGUUUUUCUAAAUUUGUCGAAACAAAAUAUAGCACCUGAUUCUUAUACUCUUAGUUCAUUGUUGUCUACAAUAUGCCUUUCUAAAAAGUUUAAUCUUUUAUCCAAACUAGUUUGCGGACAUGUCGUAGAUGCUGAUCUAAUGUUCUGCAAUGCACUUCUAAGCUCUUUCUGUAAGGCUGGGUCUCCAUCUCUUGCUGUGGAAUUAUACAAUUAUAUGGUUGAUAGAGGUUUUUCACCAGAUAAGUAUACUUUUUGUGCAUUACUUAGCGGACUUUGUGGUGCAAGAAGAAUUGUUGAGGCAAUAAAUGUGUACCGUGGUAUUGUUAUGAGUUGUGAUGAUGUUGAUGCUCACAUCCAUACCGUGUUAAUAGAUGGGCUUAUCAAAAUUGGUAAAUAUCACAUUGCGAUUAAAAUGUUCAAAAACGCAAUAAAUGAGAAAUACCCACUUGACAGUGUAUCAUAUACAGUUGGUAUGUGUGGACUUCUUAAAGGUGGAAGAACGCAAGAGCUAUUUGUAAAGAAAAAGAUCGUGAAAUGGUCAAUUGGAUGCUACAAGAGAUGA